This is a messenger RNA of Nomia melanderi (Alkali bee), 7066 nucleotides long. It is a transcript of the gene brm, whose product is annotated as ATP-dependent helicase brm. Gene Ontology annotation, biological process: regulation of DNA-templated transcription. Lineage: Eukaryota; Metazoa; Arthropoda; Insecta; Hymenoptera; Halictidae. Gene Ontology annotation, molecular function: ATP binding; histone binding. The record is from RefSeq and is a predicted model, not a curated record. Gene Ontology annotation, cellular component: nucleus.
UCGAAAUAAUUUCUGAUGUCUUGCUCGCUCGACAUUGUCAGCGAAGCCCUCGAGAGAACGACUGAUCGAUCGAGCACACGGUCUGCUAACCGUGAUUCUCUUAUCACUAUCACCGACGACAGAGAACCGCGCAAACGACAUAGGUGGCUGAACUUAAACAUUCGAUGUACCUCCUUAUCUAACACGUUGCAGCACGCUAUGAAUUACUUUUCAGAACGGGAAUUUGAAGUGCGAGCUUUUUCAUGUCGGUCGUUCCUGUUUGAAGCUGCAUUCGUUUUUCGAUCGAGUUUGAUUAGUGACAGAUUCAAGUUUAAUGUACAGUGUGAGUCAUGUUUGUGCGACCUCUGUACCAGAGCCGAACAAAAUAGUCAAGGAGGACCUGGCGGCACCACGAGCCAGAACGCUAGUACCCAACAGGGGCCUGGAGGACCAAUGGUACCGGGACAAAUGGGACCAAAUGGGCCUCAAGGAGCAUCUCAUCUGAUGCAGUCUGGUCCAAAUCAACUGGGUUCCAGUGGGCCUGGACAAAUGAGUGCAAGCGGUCCUGGUCAAAUGGGUCCAGGGGGUCCAGGUCAAAUGGGUCCAGGAGGUCCCGGUCAAAUGGGACCAGGAGGUCCGGGGCAAAUGGGACCAGGAGGUCCCGGGCCAAUUGGGCCAAGUCACAUGUCACAGGGAAGCGGAGGGCCACCCCCUCACAUGAGUCAGGGACCAGGGCAAAUGGGUCCAGGUGGUGGGCCUGUAUCAGGUCCACAGAUGGGUCCUGGAGGACCUCCUAAUACACAAAUGGUUCCAGGAGGACCAGGGCAUAUGAGUGGCCCUCCAGGACCAGGCCAUAUAAAUGCAAGUGGACCUCCUGGUCCAGGACACAUGAGUUCAAGCGGUCCACCUGGGUCUGGUCACAUGAAUACGAAUGGACCCCCAGGAUCAGGACACGUGAAUACGAGCGGUCCGCCAGGAUCUGGGCAUAUGACGUCUAGUGGGCCUCCAGGUUCGAGUCAUAUGAAUACUAGUGGUCCUCCUGGUCCAGGAAGUCAUUUGAAUAGUGGGCCCCCACUCCCAAGUCACAUGAACGCAAGUGGCCCACCUGGAUCUGGACAUAUGAGCGCCAGUGGCCCAGGAAGUCACAUGGGGCCCGGAGGUCCGGGACAAAUGCCACCUAGUGGACCUAAUGCUCAUAAUAUGCCACCAGGGGGUCCUAAUCAGAUGGGUCCUGGUGGUCCUAAUCAGAUGGUACCUAGCAGUCAAUCUCCAAUGGGUCCUACAUCAAUGGGACCUGUUGGUCCCGGAGGACAAAUGGGACAUAAUGGACCUUCUCAGAUGGGCCCAAAUGGGCCAGGGCAAAUGAAUAUGGGAGGUUCAUCCUCGCAGAUGGGAAUGGGGCCUGGAGGACCGGGAAGUCAGAUGGGACCUGGUGGGUUAGGCGGUCAGAUAGGACCGGGAAAUGGACCUGGAGGACAAUUAGGACCAAAUGGUCUUGGACAAAUGGGACCAGGAAGUGGUCCUGGAGGACAGAUAGCUCCUGGGAAUGGUCCUGGUGGACCAAUGGGUCCGGGUAGUGGGCCUGGUGGACAAAUAGGUUCGAACAGUGGUCCAGCGGGUCAAAUGGGUGUAGGAAACGGCCCUGGUGGACAAAUAGGAUCAGGAGGAAGCAGUGGAAGUCAAAUGGGACCAGGCACUCCUGGAAAUCAAAUGCCACCAGGAAGUGGACCUGGUGGGCAGAUGGGGCCUGGAAGUGGUCCUGGUGGACAAAUGGGCCCGGGAAGUGGUCCUAGUGGGCAAAUGGGACCAGGAAAUAUACCUGGAGGACAAAUGGGACCUGGAAGUGGACCCAGUGGACAAAUGGGACCUGGUGGUCAGAUGGGGCCUAGUGGUCCUGGAGGACAAAUGGUUCCAAGUGGACCAGGAGGUCAAAUGACACCUGGUGGUCCUGGGAAUCAAAUGGGGCCUGGUGGACCUGGAAAUCAGAUAGGACCGAAUGGACCAAAUAAUCAAAUGGGACAUGGUGGCUCAAAUAGUCAAAUGGGUCCAAAUGGACUGAAUAAUCAACCGUCUUCUGGUCAGAUGGGACCUGGUUCACAAAAUCAACCAAUGGGACCUGGAGGUUCUACGCCAAUGGGACCUGGUACACCUGUAAAUCAAAUGAGCCAAACUGGCCCUGGACAAGUUGGUCCUUCUGGGCCUAGUGGUCCUCCUGGACCUGGACAAGUUGGUCCUCCUGGGCCUGGUGGCCCUCCAGGACCUGGACAGCAAGAAAAUCUAAAUGCUUUGCAAAAAGCUAUUGAUUCUAUGGAAGAAAGGGGACUUCAAGAAGAUCCACGUUAUUCUCAGUUGCUUGCAUUAAAGGCCCGUCAAGGUAGCAUGGGUGAAAAACAAACCUUCAGUUCUCAACAGCUGCAACAGUUGCGGGUACAAAUAAUGGCAUAUAGGUUAUUAGCAAGGAAUCAACCACUAACACCACAAUUAACGCUCGCUCUGCAAAGUGGAGCACCUCCUCCCCCAGGUAUGGUACAACGUCCUCCGAUAGAUCCAUCUCAAGGAACUGCUACUAAUACAGGACCACAAAUCCCUGGACCCAACGUAAUCGGUCCUGCGGUACCUCCAAGACCGGGUUGCCAAACACCGCAGCAACAACAACCUCCUCAAACUGGUGCUAAGACUAACAGGGUGACGAGUGUGGCGAAACCAGCUGGUUUAGAUCCAUUACUAAUAUUGCAAGAACGCGAAAACAGAGUGGCAGCACGUAUAGCACUACGUAUGGAACAACUAAGCAAUUUACCUACCAAUAUGCCAGAAGACCUUCGCAUCCAGGCACAGAUAGAACUUCGAAUGCUUAGAGUAUUGAAUUUCCAAAGGCAGUUACGAUCUGAAAUUUUAGCCUGUACGAGGAAGGAUACUACCUUGGAAACUGCAGUAAAUGUAAAGGCUUACAAACGUACAAAGAAACAAAGCCUUCGAGAAGCUAGGGCCACGGAAAAACUGGAAAAACAACAAAAGUUGGAAGCAGAACGUAAACGCAGACAGAAACAUCAAGAAUUCCUUAGCUCUGUGCUUCAACAUGGCAAAGAUUUCAAAGAAUUCCAUCGGAACAACGUGGCCAAGUUGGCUAGGCUGAACAAAGCUGUUUUGAAUUAUCAUGCGAACGCAGAACGAGAACAGAAGAAAGAACAAGAACGUAUCGAAAAGGAACGUAUGAGACGUCUUAUGGCGGAGGAUGAAGAAGGAUACAGAAAAUUGAUCGAUCAGAAGAAAGACAAACGAUUGGCCUUCCUCUUGUCUCAAACUGAUGAGUACAUCAGCAAUUUGACUGAAAUGGUCAAGCAACAUAAAAUCGAACAAAAAAGAAAGCAGGUUGAAGAACAAAAGCGUAAGAAAAAAAAGAAGAAAUUGCAAGAUGGAGAAGGUGGUGAAGAUGGCGCCAAUAGCGAGGAUACUCACGUUGGAGUGAUAGAAACGGCUACAGGUCGCACAUUAGUAGGAGAAGAAGCUCCAUUGAUGAGCCACCUACAAGCAUUUUUAGAAUCUCAUCCAGGUUGGGAACCGAUGGAAUCUGAAAGCGAGGAUGACGAUGAUGAUGAUGAUGACGAAAACGGAGAUGGUGAAGAUAAGUCCGAGCACAAAGAGAAAGCUCCUGGUGAUUCGGAAGAGGAUAAAGUUAAAAAGACAAUACAUAAAGCUAAAGUGGAGGACGACGAAUAUAAAACUGAGGAACAGACUUACUACAGUAUUGCUCACACUGUUCACGAAGUGGUAACUGAACAAGCGUCUAUUAUGGUGAACGGAAAAUUGAAGGAAUAUCAGAUAAAGGGGUUGGAGUGGUUGGUUUCAUUAUUCAAUAAUAAUCUUAAUGGUAUACUUGCCGACGAGAUGGGUCUUGGUAAAACUAUUCAGACGAUAGCUUUAGUAACUUAUUUGAUGGAAAAGAAGAAAGUCAAUGGACCGUUCCUUAUAAUUGUACCGUUAUCCACUCUAUCGAAUUGGGUUUUAGAGUUUGAGAAAUGGGCUCCUAGCGUUGUGGUGGUGUCGUACAAAGGCUCACCAGCUGGCAGAAGAGCUAUUCAAUCUCAGAUGAGAGCUACUAAAUUCAACGUUUUGCUAACUACGUACGAAUACGUAAUCAAGGAUAAAGGAGUUUUGGCAAAAUUGCAGUGGAAAUACAUGAUCAUUGAUGAAGGUCACAGAAUGAAGAACCAUCACUGCAAAUUGACACAAGUUUUAAAUACACAUUACUUAGCACCCCACCGACUCCUUUUAACAGGAACGCCAUUACAAAAUAAAUUACCCGAAUUGUGGGCAUUGUUAAAUUUCUUACUCCCUUCGAUCUUCAAAUCUUGCAGUACCUUUGAGCAAUGGUUCAAUGCUCCAUUUGCAACUACUGGUGAAAAAGUCGAACUGAACGAAGAAGAAACUAUUCUCAUCAUUCGCCGUUUACACAAAGUAUUACGACCUUUCCUGUUAAGACGUUUGAAGAAAGAAGUCGAGUCUCAAUUACCGGAUAAGGUAGAAUAUAUUAUCAAGUGUGACAUGUCUGGGUUACAGAAAGUUCUUUAUAAACAUAUGCAAAGUAAGGGUGUACUUUUAACCGACGGUUCGGAAAAAGGAAAGCAGGGCAAGGGUGGCGCCAAAGCCUUGAUGAACACUAUCGUACAACUAAGAAAGUUAUGCAACCAUCCGUUCAUGUUCCAAGCUAUUGAAGAAAAAUACUGCGAGCAUGUUGGAACCCAAGGAUCUGGAGUGAUCACAGGACCAGAUUUAUAUCGUGCAUCGGGCAAAUUUGAAUUAUUGGAUCGCAUUCUCCCUAAGUUGAAGGCAACCAAUCACAGAGUAUUACUUUUCUGUCAAAUGACACAGUUGAUGACGAUCAUGGAGGACUAUUUAAAUUGGAGGGGAUUUAUGUACUUGCGAUUAGACGGAACAACGAAAGCAGAAGAUAGGGGGGAUUUAUUGAAGAAAUUCAACGAUCCUGGCUCUGAAUAUUUCUUAUUUUUGUUAUCUACGCGUGCUGGUGGCUUAGGAUUAAAUCUUCAAGCUGCUGAUACUGUAAUCAUUUUCGACUCCGACUGGAAUCCUCAUCAGGAUUUACAAGCUCAAGACAGAGCACACAGGAUUGGUCAGAAGAAUGAGGUACGCGUACUCAGACUGAUGACAGUAAACUCGGUCGAAGAGAGAAUCUUAGCUGCGGCCAGGUACAAGCUGAACAUGGACGAAAAAGUAAUUCAAGCGGGUAUGUUCGAUCAGAAGUCUACCGGCUCUGAACGUCAACAAUUUUUGCAAAGUAUCUUACAUCAAGACGAUGCUGAGGACGAAGAAGAGAAUGAAGUACCGGAUGAUGAGACGGUGAACCAAAUGAUUGCUCGAACAGAAGGUGAAUUUGAGAUAUUCCAGAAAUUGGAUUUAGAACGAAGACGAGAAGAAGCGAAGUUAGGACCCAAUAGAAAGUCUCGAUUGUUAGAGGAAGCAGAAUUACCCGACUGGUUAGUGAAAGAUGACGAUGAGGUGGAAAGGUGGACUUACGAAGAAGAUGAGCCUGGGUUCCUUGGACGAGGAUCCAGGCAACGAAAGGAAGUUGAUUAUACUGACAGCUUAACAGAAAAGGAAUGGUUAAAGGCAAUUGAUGACGAUGGGGCAGACUAUGAGGAGGAAGAGGAGGACGACAAGAAAAAGAAGAAAACGCGGAAACGGAAAAAGAAGGGCGAGGAAGACGACGAGCCUAUACCAAAGAAACGAAGAGGUGCAGGGUCUUCGAUUGACCCAAAGAUUAAACGAGCUAUGAAGAAGUUGAUUAUGGUUGUAGUUAAUUACACAGACAGCACGGAUGGUAGGCUGCUCAGUGAACCAUUUAUGAAGUUACCAUCUAGAAGAGAAUUACCAGAUUACUAUGAAGUCAUUAAGAAACCAUUGACUAUCAAUAAAUUAUUACAAAAGAUUGAAGAAGGAAAGUAUACCGACUUUGACGACCUCGAAAAAGAUUUUAUGCAGCUUUGUAAGAAUGCACAGAUUUAUAAUGAAGAGGCUUCUCUGAUACAUGAAGAUUCUAUAGUUUUGCAGUCCGUUUUCACGAAUGCUCGUCAACGUAUCGAAGAAGAGGGUAAUAAUUCUGACUUAGAUGAUAAAGGUGAUGGCGAAGAGGGUUCGGAUGCUGAUUCCAGUGUUCGAAUGAAAAUUAAAUUAAAAGGAAGGAAAGGUGAAGGUCGAGGGGGGCGUAGGAAAAGAGUGACGAAAAAGUAUAUAUCUGAUGAUGAUGAUGAUGCCGAUGAUAACUAAGAGUUGUAUGUGAUUUUAUAGGAUAUACGAGAUAAUAGGUAAGGCACGUUUAAUCAGCUAUCUUAAAUCGAACUAUUACCCAUGUGCACAAUUCUUAUUAUAUAGUUGAACUAUAUGAAAUUCCGCGGGGAUGUUGCAACGUGAUUACAGUGUGGGGGUAUUAUUACCGAUCAGAUUAUAGAUCCAUGAGAUCGAGACAACAAGUCGGUUCUGACAACUGAAACAUUUUUGGAGUCUAUAUCGAAUCCAAUUCUGUAGAUUUGAUACAAAUUGUAAUAGGUGACGGAAAAUUUUCCUUGCAACUUGUACGAUGUACAGUAAUAUUUAGCACUAAUAAUACGUAAUUUUAUUUUAAUCUUAAACCGUGGGUGUGUACCGCGAUUUAGCUGUACAUUAAAUUCGAACGAAUUCUUCUUCCUCAUAAACAGUAUAUUUUAGUUAGCGUUUUUGAGGGUGAUUAACGAAGGCAUUAUUUUAUAGAAGUAAAUGAAAUUAAUUAUUUCAAUAUAUUCGAAUAGAAGAUUAUAUGCAUACCUAAAUGAUUCUUUUUACAUAAUUUAUAUUCUUAGCCUCGUUAUUCAUACCUUUAAAACAAACGCUUUAAUGAAUGAAAAUUAGAAACAUGUAUUAACAUGUAUUUAAAAAAUUGUGUAUUCAACUUAUAUUCUCUUCGCCAUUGUUUAGAAAACACCACAGAAGUCUUCGUCUAGGGUUUCAUUUCGUAAGAAACAAUUAUUUCAUUUAUACUAUAUUGUAACUUGAUCUUACAUAUAAGUAAAUAAAUUUGAAAAAUCUUUAAACAAUA